ACAGAGAGGGGGACUUAUACAACCAGACAAUGAGACAGUACGGGGUGUUACAGUAAAGGUUGUCUAAUCCUGUUGUUGUAGAAAGUUUCGUGGCGGAUUGUAAACUGUAAAAAGCAUGGGAUCAAUGUUAAUUGAUAUAGAAAAUAGGGUUAUAAACAGAGCAAUGAUCUGAUUCACUCUAACGUUUUCUCCGUCUGUCUCAUUGCCUGGUUAUCUAUAUAUUUCCCUCUAUCUGCCUGUUCCUAAAUCCUAGAACAUGAUUUUUCUGGAUCCGCAUAUGAGCCCAAGGGACAGUGAAAUCAAAUACUUACCAUAAUUUUAAAACAUCCAUCGGGUAAGCCUUUUCCCUACUUUGUCUUAAUUUUCCCAUGUCCUGGACUCUUUAUUUAAAAAAGGAAAGGCGUCUCAUAAAAUUCAUAAUCAAAAUCCUCUACGCAGUUUGCGUCACGACAUAUGUGCAAGUGAUAAAUAUUUCUUUUCUUAAACAGGAAGUUUUGCUUCAGAUGCAUGUGAAAUGAAUAUUGUAGGUAAUUCAAUCUUAGGUAUCCUUUUCAACGAUCAUAACACAGUAUCGUUUAUCCGCCACUUUCUUCCCCAUACUUGUUUUCUAAUGUCGCAUUUUCAUAUGGAUACACUGGCUCACAAUGGAGAGAAUUUUUAUCUAGCCUUUAUAUAAUAACUUUCCUGCAUCGGUGAUCUGACGUUUACAAAAAAAGAAAGAAAGAAGAAAUGCUGCUGGGUGUUAUUGCAUUUCUACUUUUCUGUGGUGCUGGUGCAUUGUGUGUACCCACUGAGGUGUCAAACAUAUGUGGUUCAAGUGGGAUUAUGUAUAACUGUCGAAACAACCACCUAAAAUCUAUCCCAAGCACUAUACCAUCAAACGUCAUCGCAAUUGAUGCUUCUGAAAACAUGAUCACAACACUUUAUGACAAUUCCUUCACAGGAUUCGAUAACUUGAUAGCAAUUUAUCUUCAGAGAAAUGAAAUAUACCACAUUCAGAAAAACGCAUUUCAAGACCUGCCACAUCUGUGCAUUUUGGAUUUGAAUACAAACCUGCUUACUAAAGAAUCUGUAGACCAAGGGAUAUUUGGAAAUAUGAGCUCACUUCUUGACCUCCAGCUUGCUUCUAACUAUCCUAAUGGAGGAUUUCCCUAUGAAGAGAUAGGAAGACUUAUAUCACUACAAAAUCUGUCCUUGAGUGCCUAUGCAUUAAGUCGUCAUUUUCCUUCAAAUUUCGGAAGUUUGAAGAAACUUAAAAAACUAGAAAUUCAAGAUAUUGACGUGUCUCUAUUAAACAAUAAUUCAUUUGAAAAUAUGGCUGAACUCACCAUCGAGCAUCUCUUCCUCGAUUUCCUAAAUAAUGGUGCGUGUGCUAACAUUGACGAAGAUUUAUUAUGGCCAUUCUCUAACUUAAAAGGUCUUCGGUUUCAAACUUAUUGUGGUAUGCGAUACGCCGUGAGACCACUAAGGUCGCUACAAUUUAGAAAACUGGACUACCUGGACUUUUCUCGAACAUUUCCCACAAAUAACAAUGUUCAAAUUUUAAAAGACGAAGAUCUAAAAUAUCUAAGAAAUAUCUGUACAAAAAAUUUCAUAUUGAGGGAUGCAGGAAUUGUUUGGAUAGAAACAAUGGGAUCAGCUUUGUUCAUGAAAUGCCUGGAACGAAUAGAUCUGUCACAGAACAUGAUACGAAGCAGUCCAUUUCUGUUUGCACUACUCGAAGCAACUCAUAUCAAAGUCAUUGAUAUCAGCUACCAAAGCCAUUGUGGUCAUAUUCAUUAUAACACAUUGAAUUCAAACCAAAUGCUACAGGAAACAUCGAUCAAUUUGACUGUUUCUACAUCAUUAGAAGAACUCAAUUUCUCCCAUUAUUAUUCAGAGCCACAUGCAUUACCUACGUCAAUUACAGGCAAUAAUGUACAAAUAAUUGACAUCAGUUAUACGAUGAUUGAAGUAUGUUCACCUACAUAUGACCAUAUCAGCAUGCUUUUACCUCGUCUAAGUCACCUUUAUCUUUCCGGCGUACCUUGUGGGGAUUUAAACGUAUUUUUUCUCAAAGAUCUAUAUUCCUUAUCGGAACUUUAUAUAAGACAUGCAAAUUUAGGUAUGGGUCUAGAAAAGUAUACGAAAGCUGAACUUUUGAGAUAUCUUAAUAAGCUAAAGGUAAUUGAUCUAUCUGAUAAUAAUCUGCAACGCUUGCAUCCGAACCUUUUUCAAAGCCAGGCAUGGUCAUUGGAGACGUUGCUAUUGAACAAUAAUUUAUUAACUUCUAUACCGAAUGCUCUGUACGCCGCAUUUUCACUACGACAUAUAGAACUGCGAUCCAACAAAUUAGCAUCCUUUUCAGAGGAAGAUAUUUCUAUUUUGAACCACUUAAUGCAUGUACAGAUAGAUGUCACUGGGAACCCUAUAGACUGUUCUUGCAACGCAAUUGAAUCGUUACAUUGGAUGCACAAUCAUUAUGAAAAAUUCCUCAAUUUGAACGAAACGCAUUGUAAUGAGGAACCCAAUAGAUCCGUUUUAAGUGUGAUAACCAAUAUUCGGCCCUUACAACUCCAAUGUGUAUCCAGGCUAUGGCUGCAGAUAACCGUGUCUGUUUUAUCCUCCACUUUCCUCUUUUUUGCGAUAUAUGCGAUAUCAUAUCGAUACCGAAUGAUUGUCUGCUAUGCAUUACUACGAAUCCGUCUAUUUUGGAAACGGGGAUUUUCAAAAAUUACUUUAGGCAACGAAACCACCUUUGAUGCAUAUAUUUCAUACUCACCCAGCGAUUACCUCUGGGUAUCAUCACAUCUCUUCACUGCUUUGAACAACGAAAAUCUGAAAAUAUCUCUGCAAGAUAAAGAUUUCCUGCCAGGUAAUAAUUUUGCAGAAGAAGUUGUAACGCACAUCAACAAGAGUAGGUACGUGAUUUUUGUGAUAACGGAGACUUUUAUAAAAUCUGACUGGGGAUCAUACGAAAUUCAGGUAGCAAAAAUCCACGCUAUUCACACAAAGGCCAAAUUGAUAUUGAUCAUCAAAGACAACUUACAGAUUGAAGAUCUGCCGAGAGAUUUGUUAUACAUUUGGUGGAAAAUCAAGCAUUUAGCGUACAAUGAAAAUGACACAGAAAAAAAACGAGCAAAAUUUUGGAAACGAUUAAUCAGCAAAAUCAAAGAGUAGUUGGAACACAUAUAGUGAUAGACAAUCGUCAAACGGACUUGACUGGUCAAUAGGGGAUGCUUACUCCCUUUGGGUACUUCAUCGCACCUCAUUUUCAUUCAUAUUCAUAUUCAUGUUCACUAAAACACGUGAGUUUUAUAACCUAUCUUCCGCUGUUCCAAGUGUGGUGUGGUGUCUGUGUAAACAAAAAAAGCAAAGUUCAAUAAGAGAAACUGACAUUAAUUCAUUAAUGAAAUUUAUUUUUAAAAAAAUACUUAUUUAAAAACCACUCUGAUUCCACUCUACUGUGAAGUUGAAAUAACAAAAAUAUGCUAGAGUUCCUCAUUGAUAAUAUAUUCGUGGUCUUUGGUGAUCAGGUCUUCCAACAAUCUGUUGGAAUUCCUAUGAGCACGAAUUGUGCUCCUUUGUUAGUUGGCCUGUUUCUAUAUUCAUAUGAAGCAGAAUUUAU
Molecule: messenger RNA, 3607 nt
Organism: Ostrea edulis (European flat oyster)
Lineage: Eukaryota; Metazoa; Mollusca; Bivalvia; Ostreida; Ostreidae
Product: ribonuclease T2-like
Exons: 2
Coding region: 730-3159 (809 amino acids)
Biological process (GO): RNA catabolic process; immune response; toll-like receptor signaling pathway
Cellular component (GO): extracellular region; membrane
Molecular function (GO): transmembrane signaling receptor activity; RNA binding; ribonuclease T2 activity
Source: RefSeq, a predicted model, not a curated record